AUGUUCGACUUUACUUGCGUGACUUCUGCCUGCAACCCGCCGCCUCCGGGCCCUUUGACCGUGAAGAUCGAUCCAGCUGAGUUGGCGAAGCGCGCUGCAGUGGAUGUUGCUGAGUUCAAGCUCAAGGAGCAUGAGGAGUCUGAGCGCAAAGCUGCAGCAGCAAAAGCCGAAGCUGACAGGCGAGCGGCAGAGACAAAGAAACAGCAAGAGGAGGCGGAGCGAAGGCGAUCAGAGGCCGAUGCACGGAAAGCCACCGAGGAGGCGGAAAAGCUGCGAAGGGAAGCAGAUGCAAAGAAGGCUACCGAGGAGCCCAGAUUUCGGAUCUUCCAUUCGGGCCAGCUGCGCGCGAAUCCUGAGCUCCCAUUGGCGAAGAUCGUCGCCUGUUGUGGAGAGAGGCUUCGUGCGUCUGUGAGCGCAAUGGCCGUUCCCGAAGGCUAUGUGCCCGUCGUCGCCUUUCGCUUUUGUCCGCCCUCAGGGGUCUACUUCCAGCUUGGCAUGUACCUCCUUGACAUGGUGAACGACAUGGUUCAGAUAUGCACGUUUCUGCUCCACAGAGACUGGUGGUUUGCAGGAUUUAUGAUCUUCUUUGUGCUUCUAUCUCUGCUGCUCACGGUCGGAGGCGUGUCCCAUCAGAGCACGCUGAAGCGCUUCGAUCCUCUGGGCGAAGCCCGUCUCUGCUUGGCUCGGGGUGUGACGACGAAAGCUUGGGAGAGCAUGCUUUCUUGUGAACGAAACGUGGAAGCGCCCGGCACCGGGCUCAUCGGGCCCUACGGCGCGGCACUGCUCCAACUCACGCCGCUACAGGCAGCAAGCUGCCUCUAUGGGUUGGUGAGUUCGGCAAAGGCCAUGGCCGAGGGCAGGUUGCAAAUGGAGGAUCCACGGUGCAAGGACGGACCUAAGAAGCUGUUACCUGUCGAUGCCCGGAGCACGUGUCACGUGGUGGCCGGCUCGGACGGUGCAAAACUACCUGCGUUGAAAGCUGUUCGACCGGCGACGUUCACGGCACUCUUUGCCUGGUAUUUGGGUGCAUUUGCGGCGGAGCUGGCUGCCUUCGCCGUGGCGAGUGCUACCUUGCAUCCUCUAGUGAUUGUGCCCGGAUAUAUGCUGGGUGCGGUGGCGAACAGUGCGGCGGCCUGGUGGAGUGGAUCGCAGGACUUUUUGAAGGCAGCAGUUUGGUCUUGCGCCACUGUCAUCACUGUCAGUGUUGCGAUGGUAGGCCGCCAGACAACGAGCAUUCUACCGAUGAGAAGCGCAUCAAUUGGAAAUGGCCCUGGGUUCUUUGCAGCGAUUUCAAUUCCGGUUCGCUUCAUCACCUGGACGGCGCUCUGCUUCCGCGAUCUUCCGCAGGGCCUUGCUCCCUUCGGCUCGCUGGGGCGGCCCAUGGGCCUCCCUGUGCUCCGCCAGAAAUUUCUGGAGCCGGCCACUGCUUUGCAGGAAGCCUUGGCAUGUUUCACGUCGCAGUUCUGGAUGUCCGUCGAAGCGCAGGCCAACGCGACCUCUGAAGAGGUAGUGUUUGGCGACUGCGCCUGGCCAACAACCGGCGAGCUGAGCAGUGCAUCCACCAUUUUGAACACAUGCUUGUUGUUGUUGGCCGUGGUUCUUGUUCCACUGCACAUGUGCAUCGUGGUUGGAAUGUUACUCUUCAAUCCCACCUACGCUUGCGCUGCUGACAACCUCCCGCUCAAGGAGGAGGUCGAGGCCAAGCAGCGUGAAAUCAAUGAUUUCGCCACGCAGAACGAGCAAGCCGCUGGCCAGCAUGAGCUGCUGAGGUGUCACUCUGUCGAUGCCGCAAUGUUCCAAAAGCAGUGUCGAGGUCAGCCAGCCUUGAUGUCGCCCGAGAUGCUCAAGGAUCAAGAGGAGCGCCAGAGGCGCGCUGAGGUCAUCAACUGGCUGAAGAGUCAGGGCUUCCCUGACAUUGCUGCUCCCAAGAAGACCAGAUCCUGCAUGUCUACGAGCCAUCAAUACCCGCUGCACAAAGCGGUGACAGAUGGUAACGGCCGAAUUGUGAAGCUUCUCUUGGAGAUGCACGCCAAUCCCAAGUUGAAGAACAGCAAAGGAAAGACUCCUCUGGAGGUCGCGAAGAAGACCAAGACGACGGCGUCCAAGGAGAUCAUCUCCCUCCUGGAGGAUGCCGCCAAGCGCGCCUAA
Molecule: messenger RNA, 2148 nt
Organism: Symbiodinium sp. CCMP2592
Lineage: Eukaryota; Dinophyceae; Suessiales; Symbiodiniaceae
Source: the annotation of a GenBank genome assembly